CUUUUUAGGAAAGAUUUGAUCAGUGCAAUGAAACUGCCUGAUUCGCAACCGUUGCCUCCUGGGCGCUACAUAACAAUAACAGAUACGUGGAAGCAAGAAUGGGAAAAAGGAGUUCAAGUACCAGUAAAUCCUCAAUCGCUAUCGGAGCCAACUUUUAGGUUUGCUAUCUACUCUGAUCAAAAAGAUUGCAUUGCCAAGCAACGCCAAUAUGAUCUAGACGAAACAGAUAUAGCAUGGCUUCAGUUAAUGAAUGAAAGAAGAACUUUCCUUCUUUCACUCUUACGGUGGUGCUGUUAUAAUUCUGUACUUGCAGAUAGUAAGAAAUGCCAUGAAAAAAUGAAUGUGUUAGUGGAGUCGGAAAAGCUCGGAAUAGAAUACGACGAUGACAUUCCUUGCGACGUUUGUCAGUCGCCUUUCAGCGAAGAAGGCAAUGAAAUGGUAUUUUGCGAUCGUUGCAAUGUGUGUGUUCAUCAGGCUUGUUAUGGUAUUACUGUUAUACCUGAUGGUAAUUGGUAUUGCGAACCUUGUCGCCUUGGCAUUCGGUUACCAUCGUGUAUAUUUUGUCCACAUAAAAGUGGCGCUAUGAAAAAAACACAGGAUGGAUCACGUUGGGGUCAUGUCAGUUGUGCUCUCUGGAUUCCAGAGACACGGAUGGGCAAUCCUGAGAAAAUGCAGCCCAUUACCAGAGUAAAUCGUAUUCCAGCUAGUAGGUGGACUCUGCUUUGCUGUUUAUGCCAAGAAAAAUAUGGGGCCUGCAUUCAGUGUUCUGUUCCAUCAUGUACAGUCUCAUUUCAUGUCACAUGUGCUAUUAAGAAAGGAUUAGUCAUGGUCGCACGUUUAGAUGAUUUUGCUCCGGGAGGCGUAAAGCAUAUAGUGUGUUGA
Messenger RNA from Trichoplax adhaerens, 882 nucleotides. RefSeq lists its product as uncharacterized. NCBI's taxonomy places the organism in Eukaryota, Metazoa, Placozoa, Uniplacotomia, Trichoplacea, Trichoplacidae. The annotation marks the transcript as partial. Gene Ontology annotation, biological process: regulation of transcription by RNA polymerase II. The record is from RefSeq and is a predicted model, not a curated record. The transcript is spliced from 10 exons.